This is a messenger RNA of Phalacrocorax carbo (great cormorant), 5023 nucleotides long. Lineage: Eukaryota; Metazoa; Chordata; Aves; Suliformes; Phalacrocoracidae. The record is from RefSeq and is a predicted model, not a curated record.
UAGGCACCACCGAGGAGUCGAAUGAUUUAUUUCUGAGGACUGUUCCUUAACUAUCCGCCUGCAGAUCAAAAGGCCUCUCAGCGCUUAUGACUUCAGGCUAACUUGAAACAGAUAUUCUCAGCAGUGCAUGGUCCUGUUAGUCCACAUUGCAGUUCCACGUGCUUCACACUGUCCACGAUGCCAACCUUACCUGAAGACAAGGGACAAUCAAAAGAGGCGCAGCACAACAGCUCUCCUCCAGCCAAAGAGACUACUGUUGAAGGGACAACAUGCAGUACACCUUCUAUUGUUCUCCCAGAGAAUGCUGUUACGUCAGAUGUAGAAAUUGAUAAAAAUCUGGUUAACAGGCCUCGUAGUCCUCAUAGAAGACAUUCUAACCGUGCCACUAGGAAUUCAACAAGUUCAUUGACUUCUGUUGACAACAGUGGUCAUGUGAUCGAUCUGGUAAAUGAUCAGCUACCAGAUGUCAAAAUAUCAGAGGAAGACAAAAAGAAGAACCUUGAAUUGCUAGAAGAAGCAAAGAAAGUGAGUGAGAGGUUUCUAAUGCGCAGAGGCAGAAAGUCAAGAAGCAGCCUUCCAGAGUCACCCAUAGCAGUUUCCCCUACACUUAGUCCUAAAGUUUCACCAGUAGCAUCUCGGAGCAACUCUUUCACUCUUCCAGUUCCAUCAGGGUGUGAUGCAUGCACAACCACUAGUGUCGAGUCAGUGUCUCCAGGGCAGAAUAACAGAACUGUGAAAGAGGAUGAAAGGCAAACUGCAGAGAAUGCUGCAAAAGGAUUAAUUGAUCGAAGACAGAAUGAUCAAAGAAAGAUUUCUCAGGGAAGGUUGGUUCCUCGUUCUGCAGGUUUUGAAAACUCCAAAGAGAAGCUCUCAGAACAAAAAGAAAACUUUGAUCCACGUAAACAUAUGGAUACUUUACCUAAAUGCUCCCCUUCAGGUGGUGAUGGUGGCAGAAUGUCUCUUAACACUUGCAUGAAUGUUUGUGAAAAUGAACUUGGAAAAUCAUUCCUCAAGAAAGCAAAAGAAAAUGAUGUUCCUUUAAGAACCCAUCUACCAGGACCAGGAGUAGGAAAUAUAGACUCAAAGCUCAAAAUUCCUAUUCCAGAAAUGAGGGACCAUAAAGUUUCUUGUAAACCAGAAUUUAAACUGUAUGGACUGCGUCCUCCUCUACUACGGGCUGUAUCAUGGGAUAGCAUGGAGCCUGGACAGAAAGAUAAAACACCUUUGAAAUUACCAUCUGAGGAAGAUAAAAGUUUUGGUAUUGAUAAUAAAUCCAGCCAUCAGCUAAAAGCAUUCAAAGACCUUCAAAUCCAAGUUCAACCAGUUCGAAUGCAGAAAUUGACAAAGCUGAGAGAGGAGCAUAUUCUGAUGAGAAAUCAAAAUUUAGUUGGACUUAAACUUCCUGAACUUAGUGAAGCGGCUGAACAGGAAAAAGGCCCUUCACCUCUUCCCUCCCCCACUGAAGAGGAAGAGAUAAAGAACAGCUCUGAUGUCAUGCCCAGCAUUCCUGAUGUAUUGCUGCGAAAACUGCGAGUGCACAAAUCACUUCCAGGAAGCUCCCCUCCACUUACUGAAAAAGAAGUUGAGAAUGUAUUUGUACAACUUUCCUUGGCCUUUAGAAAUGAUAGUUAUACCUUGGAAUCUAGAAUUAACCAAGCAGAAAGAGAGAGAAAUCUUACUGAAGAGAAUGCUGAGAAGGAACUGGAAAACUUUAAAGCAGCCAUUACGUCUUCAGCUCACUUAUGGCAUCACUAUGAACACAGAGAAGCUUACCAGAAGCUGUUGGAAGAUAUUGCUGUUCUGCGGCGUUUAGCUGCUAGGCUGUCUAGUCGAGCUGAGAUGGUUGGAGCCAUUCGCCAGGAAAAGCGUAUGUCAAAGGCCACAGAAGUAAUGAUGCAGUAUGUGGAAAAUCUGAAAAGAACGUAUGAAAAGGAUCAUGCUGAACUAAUGGAGUUCAAGAAACUUGCCAAUCAGAAUUCUAGCAGAAGCUAUGGUGCAUCUGAAGAUGGAGUACCUCGUUCAUCUAGAUCCAUGUCUCUUACUGUUGGAAAGAAUAUGCCUCGGAGAAGAGUCAGUGUUGCUGUUGUUCCUAAGUUUAACUCCUUAAACAUCCCUGGUCAGUCAUCAACAGCUUCACCUAUACCUUCAAUGCCAUCCCUGUCUGAAUCACCUAGUAAUGGAAGGAGCAAUCUAACAUCUACUCCUGUUCUGCCAGCACUUCUAGAAAAUGGUAAGACUAAUGGAGAGCCUGACUGUGAAACCUCUACUUCUGUGCUGACACAAAGCGGGUUGGAAGAAAUCAAUCCUGAAACUAAAGCCAAGAUAGAAGAGGAAGCAUAUAACAAAGGCUAUCAGGAAGGCUUGAAGAAAAUCAAAGAACUUCAGGAACUGAAGGAAGAAGAUGAAGAGACACCAAAAGAAAUUCAUGAUGAACAUGAAGAAAGUGAAAAUGAAGAUGAGAUAAAAAAACUGAAAAGCAGCAGACUUGAAGUCAUCAUUAAUUAUUUACAUAUACUGUACCCCAAACUGUGUAAACACUGGAAUGUGGUAUGGCUUGUAGUGGCUGCAAUAAUCACCUUUGCUGUGGUGUUGGGAAUCUACCAUUCAUACAACUCCUGUGAAGAAAAAUCAGAGGGACCUGAAGGGAAGGCCAGCUGUUCUGCUGCCCGUCAAUAUUCCUGGUGGAACUCAGGAUUUCAACAUGAGCAACGCACUGAAUAAUAAAGGAACAACCAUGCAUUUAUGGUACCUGAGCAAGUAUGCAUAUUAGAGUUAAAGGUAGUGCUUAGUCAUCCUUAUGGUUGUUAAAUGUGAUCUCUUAGACAAGUGAGUUACUCCACACCAUCAGGUUGGGGAAUACAUUGUGAACGUACCUUGCCAAAAUGACAGUCUGAUAAAUAAUCCUGUCUGUUCUCUUAUUGUAAAUUACUGAUACAAAUAAAGUAAUAUUGAAUCAUAAGGUUGUAGCAGUAAUCAGCAACCAGCAAGAUAUUUAAAAGAAUAAUUUGCACAGAAUGUUGACAUCUUUGCUAUGAUUUUGAAGAAAAAUGUAAAACCUGCAUUUGAAGUUAUUGUUUUACUUCCAUUUCCUGAAUGUGUUGGUGAUUGCUGAAGUACUAAUGGCAUUUAAGUACUCUGGGGUUUAAGAGUCUAAUUCAUUUCCAUAUUCAUGAUUAUCGGGUAGAAAUAGAAGCUCUUCUAUGGAAGGUUAGAAUUAUAUUAUCAGACCAAAUGCCUUGCUGAUAAAGUAAUUUUAUAAGAGGAAUUAUCUGUAUGAUUAUUUAAAUGGAAUACUAAGUACACGCAUAAAUGUGUUUUAUGAUACACUUUAAGAAUGGGACCACCUUUUUUUUUUUAAAUGGGGUACACAACAAAACCUAAGAUGAGGUCUAGGUGGCAUAGAUGAUAUAAUCAAAUAAAUCUGGGACCUUCCGAUAUAUCAAAGGGAGAUGCUUUGCAAUGAAUUUUUGUACGCCAUUCAGAGUCACUACUGGUUACGGCAAAAAGUAGUUGCUGUCUGAAAGAUUAGAUGUGUUGGCCAAGCCCAAAAUACAGCAGUCUUGGAUGUGGGAAGCAAUCUUCAAUGCUUUAUUUAAAAAAAAAAUAAAUAAAAAAUAAAUGAAUGAAUAAAAGUCUUAAAACCUGUGUACACAGAUGAUCAUACUAAGUGGACUCUGCCCUGCUGCUAAUACUGGCGGGGAAGGUCUAUAAGCAGUUGAGGUUUGUUUUAUUUUAAAGUAUAUAUUGUUGAGGGAUAGUAUGCUUAAGAAAGUUCAAAAAGGAUAAUGGGAAAGUGCCAUUUGGUCUAAAAUUGUAAUUGGUAAAGAAUAAGACAGAAGAAGGUUUCUUGCAAAUUACUUGGUAUCUGUUUGGUUCAGUUAGAAUAUCUGACUAUGAAGAACUACUGUGACUUUUCACGUACUUUAAGCGUUUGAAGAAACUUGUCAGUUGCUCUUUGAAUACUUUAUAAAAAUCAUCAUCUUCAACUUAAUAUUCUUUACAAAUAGCAUUGAUAAUUUAAUAAGGCAAUAAAAAUUGAAGGUACAUAGUCCUGGAGAUUCAGAAUCUUCUAUGCCAAAAAUGAUGGCACAUGAUUAUGUGGAAAUGUUGGGCUGCACUGAAGAAAAAUAAUUAACAAUGCCUAUAAUCAAAUUAAUUUGCACUUAUUUACAUCUGCAUUGAUGUGGGUCCAACACUUUAAGUACCUAUAAAAAGUUAUUGAUAUCAGUAGGACUCUUGAACUGCUUAAUGUUAAGCAUGUGCUAAGGUUUUUUUGGUAAGUGGGUGAACAAGGUCUCCAUCCUCUCUUGAUAUUCAGCACACAGGCUUUUAGUGGACUUAGUGCACAAGGGCGUAUUUCCAUAAGUAGUUGUACUGAUUUGAACCGAACUACUUGCAUGUUUAAGGCAAGUAUAAUUUAGCCACAAAGUUAUUGUUGUGGGGAAUGGACUGAAAGAGGCAAGAGAUUUUAAUGGGGACAAAAAGAUGGAGAUAAAGUUUACUUCAAAAAAAUUGUUGCUCUUUUUAUAACUACUUUGAGCAAACUGUCCACUAAAAAUAAUGAACCACAAUGACUAACAGCACAUUAAAUAUUUUUGCUUAUAUUUUUCAGUUAGUUAAUGAAGACACCUUUUUUAAUAGGAAAUUAUAUUGAGCUCAAAAAUUAUUCUAGAUGUAAUUUUAUCUGUUGGAUAUUAGUUUGCUUUAUCUGGAAGAAAACCCCAACCUCUUCUGUGUUCAAAGAUCACAUCAGAUAACAAGAAAUAGACCUAGUAUUUAUGCUAUUAACACUGAAAUAGUUUUCUUGAAGUGCAAUAUUUAUUUUUUUCUGCUUUAACAAGACACGUUUAUUGUUUUUCCUGCACAGCACAGAUGUUUCUAGUAAAAGGAAUUUUAAAAGGGCACUAUUUUUGUGUAUCAUAUUUAAAUUUGUAAUAUUGUAAGAUUUUGCACAAGUGUGCUGGUAUUGUACUGUAUAGUAUCACAUACUUGAGUUUUGAAAUAAAAGAAUGGUUUCAAAGUC